GCAGAUCCAUGCUGCCAGGUCCGAAACCAAAGAGCAUCCAAGGUCUGCAAACAUAACUUGAUUUCCUGUUGGACAAAGGGGCGGGGAGUGUUCCUAGAACCAACAAAACCAGUUACAGAAAUGGGCUGCCAUUUUUCUGUCUGGGGAGUUUUGGCCUUCCUGAGUUUGGCUCUCAUUGUUUCAUUGACACUGAACAUUUUACACUAUUUGAAAAAGAAGAGAGCUAAAAUGCAUAAAGACUACAAAGAGAACAAUCAGAGCUAUGAUGACGAUCCCACAGAAGAUUACCCAGUUUAUGGCAAUCUCAAUCAAGAUAUUUUAGAAGAAUGUUGUUAUGAGCAGAUGAAGUCCCAACCUCAGAGGCCAGUUAACCAGCCACAGGUGGAAUCUGCCAGUCAAAUGUGUUAUGCCUCGCUUGAUCACAGUGUCAAGGGAAAACGCAGAAAACCAAGGAGAAAGAAAGAUCCUUCAUUAGAGGAAGAUGAAGAAGAAAGAUCAUCUAACCCCACCAUGAUGGCUUCCAAAGUGAGCAUUUACCUCAAUAGUGAGCAGUUGGCUGCUGAAAACACAGCAAACGUAGAAGCCAUUCAUGAUGAUCCCAUCAGGUUAAUGAGCUUGAUUCAUACAGCAAAAGGAGUGGCUUCCUGAACUGAAGUGGCUUCCUGAACCAAAAAUGUAAUCACUAAGUGAGAUGUGCUUUUUCAUUCUGGAGGAACAGUGAAUGACUAGAGAUCGUCAAACUGUCAAACUGUCAUACCAAACAAUGAUUUAAAAUGGGUAAGUGUUCCAAAGUGUCUUCCAAGCAUAUUUAAGGACUAAGCAAGAAAUAAGAAUAGGUCCAGACUGCCGCUUUGAAGGAUCUGCCCUUCUGAGGACAAUUUGAAAGAGUUGUGGAAUCUGAUAUU
Messenger RNA from Neopelma chrysocephalum (saffron-crested tyrant-manakin), 905 nucleotides. RefSeq names its product T-cell receptor-associated transmembrane adapter 1. Lineage: Eukaryota; Metazoa; Chordata; Aves; Passeriformes; Pipridae. The record is from RefSeq and is a predicted model, not a curated record. Gene Ontology annotation, biological process: positive regulation of T cell receptor signaling pathway; negative regulation of receptor recycling. The coding region runs from base 121 to 648 and encodes 175 amino acids. The transcript has 6 exons. Gene Ontology annotation, cellular component: T cell receptor complex.